CUACCUUCACACCUUCAAAGUCUACCACACUACGAACAAAUAAAAUGAACUUCCCAAGAAGCAUGCUUACCCCUACUCCCACCGUCCCUGCGCCCAUUGAAGCGCCCGUCUUACCCUGGAACCCCACACCUAGUGACACUAUCCUUGUUCGCUCGUACCUUGUCCACCUCAAGCUCCCCACCGAACUCGCCCUCACCAUCAUCGAUUACGCCCAGUACUAUCCCAUUGUGCACAGUCGCAGAGAUGAGGAGCUCAAAGUCAUAGCGAGUAACUACAAGGGGAACAGUGCAGCGGCACUGUGCGUGGUGUCAGAACCGAUACCAGCAAUCCAAGACGGCGAGCGGAUCAAGCGUAAGACCGUGAAAUUCAGAUUGCGGAGUCAUGAUCAAGGAUGGGGGGGAGAUCCUGGGUGUCCAGGCACAUACAACGGCUCCUACACCUGGUUCGAAGCCAGCAUCCUACGCCCCUCCGGCAGCGCAGAAGUCACACCCAUUCCGCUCAACCUGUUCAUAAGCCCACGCCCGACAAGCAGCAGCCUGGACCGCUACCAUGUCUCCCUCGUUGCACCUCCAAAUGCCCCUGACGACCCCGUUUGGCACAUUCAACGGAACAUGUGCGCCUCGCCGCAAGAACGCACUCACGAAGUGGAGUGGCGAGAAGGCUCGGCUUUCGAUCCCUCGCUAGGAAGCGGUGACGGGAAAGGCUUCUGCGAGACGCUGCAGCCAGGGGACCGGAUCGCGAUAUGGGCGCGAGCGUUGUACCCGGGAUGGUUGAACUGUGUGAAGGAGGCCAGCAUGGAGGUCUUAUUGGAGAUCGAUUAGGAAAGCGACUAACAAAUGCCUACGGCCUAGACCGCUAUAUGAGGCGCUCGAUACACACUAAAUGGCCGCUAAUCCCUCUUUGCCCCCCUUCUCGGUGUCAAUCUCAUUGUGUAGCGGAGUCUAUAGUGGGUGAUAUACCCAAGAAGGAAGUCAGUCAUUCGAGAAUACGAGUACGGACCUACUCCUACUGAAGCACCUCAUGCCGCGUUGCGCUGCAAUUAAAUUUAAUCCUCGGUCUAUCCUACAGCU
Mytilinidion resinicola is the source of this 1070-nucleotide messenger RNA. RefSeq lists its product as uncharacterized. The transcript is spliced from 2 exons. NCBI's taxonomy places the organism in Eukaryota, Fungi, Ascomycota, Dothideomycetes, Mytilinidiales, Mytilinidiaceae. The record is from RefSeq and is a predicted model, not a curated record. The coding region runs from base 45 to 821 and encodes 258 amino acids.